AGGCCUGAGGAUGCCAUGGCCUACCUCCAGGGACCCAGGUGUCCUCCCCUUCCUCCCAGUGCCGGCCCCACCCUCAGCAUUGAGGGCACCUGCCCCUUCUCCAUCUGUGGCUUCUACUUUUUACAAAGGGCCCGAGGGGGUGGGCAAGGGGGUGAUCUUGAGGCGUGGCCCCAGUGGGCGGCGGGGGAUCUGGCUGUCAGGCAGGUGAGCACUGAGCCACUGCCCCUCCAGGUGCCAGGGGGCCUCCUGCUUUCCCCAAGGCCAGGCCCUGUUGUUUACAUUCAGGGUUGGGUCCCCAUUAGUCUGAUCCUUCCCCUGGCUGGGCCAGUCCUAGAAUGAAUGAGGAGCUGGUGAGGUGUGCCCGGCGAGGGGCCCGAAUUAUGGGGGGCUCUUGGCUGCCCCUCUCGCCAUAAGCAAGCAGGGAUUUUGGACCUUGUGCUCUGGAGCCCCAUCCCCCACCCCACAGGGGCCGAGGCUCCUCUCGGGGGGCGCAGUGAAGGGUCGCUGCCUGUCCAGGGAAGGGUGACUGUUUAGCCGCUGGCCGGAGGCGUGGGGACAGUCUGAGAGCCGGGCGGGAGGGGGCCUGGAACAGGGGACACCGGCCUCCCGGAGGCAGGGGCGCCUGGUGUGGUCCCGAGGGAGAGGGAAGGCUCUGAGAGCCGGGCGGGAGGGGGCCUGUAACGGGACUCCCGGAGGCAGGGGCGCCUGGUGUGGUCCCGAGGGAGGGGGAAGGCGCAGAGAGCUGGGCGGGAGCCCCCAGGACGGCCGAGAUGCAGAGGUGAGGAGCCCCGAGAGGGGUCCAGGCCAUGGCGGCCUCCCAGCUGGCAGCGCUGGACGAGGCUGGGGAGGGGGCCCCGGACGAGACCCCCCUCGGCGCGGCAGACCCCACCCUCCUGUACUCGGAAGGCCAGAGGCUGGCCCUGGAGACCCUCCUGAGCGAGGGCGCCGGCGCCUUCACCUCCUGCCUGGUCCGGGAGAAGCUCUUGCCUUUUCUGGCGGCCGAGGAGGUCCGGAGCCUGGAGGCCGGGGCCGAGGACUGGAGAGCGGGGGCCGGCGAGGGCCAGGAAGGGCCGGAGGCCCUCCCCGAGCCGGGCAGCCUGACCUACUUCCCGGGCCCCUCGGACGAGCCCCCGCCGGAGCUGGGCUUGGGCUGGCCGGAGGCCCGGCCGGGGAAGGGCGCCACCUGGGCCCGGCUCUACACGCAGCCGCCCGCGGACGGGGACCCCUCCAUCAAGGAGCUGGUCAGGAGGGCCAUCCGCGAGGCCCAGAAGCUUGUAGCCGUGGUCAUGGACGUGUUCACGGACCCUGACCUGCUGCUGGACCUUCGGGAGGCCGCCGGCCGCCGCGGAGUCCCCGUUUACGUCCUCCUGGACCACCGCCACCUCCCCGCCUUCCUGGCCCUGGCCCAGCAGCUGGGGGUGAACGCCGGAGCCAUGGAGAACCUCGAGGUCCGCGUCCUGAGAGGCUGUGGCUUCCAGAGCCGGAGGAAGAAGCACGUGGCGGGGGACAUGAGGGAAAAGUUUGUCCUGCUGGACGGACACAGCGUCAUCACCGGCUCCUACAGCUUUACUUGGAGCGAUUCCCGCCUGCACCGGAACCUGGUGACGCUGCUGACCGGGGAGGUCCUGGAGGCCUUUGACAGGGAGUUCCGCACGCUGUACGCCGCCUCCCGGCCGCUGGCCCCUCCCCCACCCCGCGGCCCCUUCCUCAGCGUCCUGGAGGGAGUGCAGCUGGCCCGGAGCCCCCACCACAUCGCCCGCCGCCGCUCCGUCGCCCCCGUCGCAGUUCCGCCCCGGGAUGAUGCUCCCCGGCGUCCCCUCGGCGCCCCCCAGACCCCGGAGAGCUCCCAGGGCCCCGCCCCCGCUGGGCCGGCCCUGAGCGACAUCUUGAGGAGCAUCCAGAGGGUCCGGGCCGCCAGCGGCCCCCCUGCCCGGCCCAGCCGGUCCCUGUGGGACUUGAGCUCCCUCUCCCAGUUGUCCGGCUCCAGCGACGGGGAAGGGAGACUGGGGGGAGAGCCGAAGACGUCGUGGGGCGCCCAGGACACGCCCGCCAUGGCUCUGAUGAGGCAGCGCGGCGCCAGUGAGGACCCCAGAGCCCUAGCCCGACGCUGGGCCCAGCCUGCCCGGCCUGUGACCCCGGGGCGCUUCCACUACCCGUCCCCAUCCCCGCGGAGGCUCCGGGAGGACCCGGGGCUGCCGGGCCGCGGGUGGCUCGACCGCGCCAGCCAGGGCGCCCACCACUGACCCCGGCCCCCCGGCCGUGCGCUUCCCAAGCGCGGCUCGAGGUACUCUUCCGGGGGGAGAGCCCCGGGCCCGGUGGGCGUGGAAGAGGGGUCCCGAGGAGCGGAGGAAGCCCCUUCCCCUCCAGCUAAGCCGCGCCGUCCGCCACCGAACGGCCCUCCCCCCAGGACAGGACCCAGGCCCGCCCCAGCCUGGCUGUGACUCAGGACCCUGCCACGCCUUUGGCACCUGCUGCAGCCUCCUCCCCAGCUGGCACUGCCACUCCGCCCCCACCCCUGGUCCCCACCCGGCCCCGCCCCC
Messenger RNA from Antechinus flavipes (yellow-footed antechinus), 2540 nucleotides. RefSeq names its product family with sequence similarity 83 member E (gene SACK1E). The transcript is spliced from 6 exons. The record is from RefSeq and is a predicted model, not a curated record. Lineage: Eukaryota; Metazoa; Chordata; Mammalia; Dasyuromorphia; Dasyuridae. The coding region runs from base 807 to 2243 and encodes 478 amino acids.